Molecule: messenger RNA, 3067 nt
Organism: Anthonomus grandis grandis
Lineage: Eukaryota; Metazoa; Arthropoda; Insecta; Coleoptera; Curculionidae
Gene: ome
Product: venom dipeptidyl peptidase 4
Exons: 14
Coding region: 262-2676 (804 amino acids)
Biological process (GO): proteolysis
Molecular function (GO): serine-type peptidase activity; dipeptidyl-peptidase activity
Source: RefSeq, a predicted model, not a curated record
UUGUACUUCAACCAAUAACCAUCUACCGCCACUUGGCGCACAACAGUUUUUCUCCUGAUAUCAGUCAAAUUUCGAUUUCGUUCCUCCUGCUGUGCCGCUGCUGUUGCUUUCAGUCGGUCAGUGUAAAACGAUUCACGAGUUCGAGCGGUAAAAGUUAAAUUUAUUAUUUGCGCUUCUCGCCACGCUUUCGCCGGCGGUUUUCCGGAUCACUUUUGUGAUGGUGGUGAUUUUUUUGGUUUUAUAGGAAUUUUAUGAAUUAACAUGAGUGAGAAUAACGGUACCACAGUGGUACCAAGUAAUGGAGCUUCGACCAUGGAAAUUGCUCAGAGCGAACAGGAUCUUUUAAGAACAAAAAGCAGCCGUAAAAAGCGCAACUGGAUUGUAGCUGUAGUGGUAGGUGCCAUAGUGGUAGCCCUUAUAAUAGCUGGCGUGGCGUUACUAUCCAACGGCAAGGGCCACGAGAGCCACGCAGAGGAACAGACUGCCGAAACUAUUAAUUUAGAGGACUUUUUAAAUUAUAAGUAUAACCCUAAGGGAUUUAACGGCACGUGGAUUUCAGGUGAUAAGUUCCUUUACAAAAACAACAAAGGUGAUGUCUUAUUGUACAAUAUCGGUAAAAAUACCAAUACAGUACUUUUAUAUGCUAAUGAUAGCAUCGUCCUGCAAGCAUUUGACUUUAAAAUCUCUGCCGAUAAUAAGUAUUUACUAGUAGGAUACAGAUACCAAAAGUUAUACAGGUAUAGUUAUAAGGCCCAAUACACCACUAUUAAUCUCAGCAACCCGUCGCAAAGAAAAGAAUUAGUUAUGGGCGAGAAUCGUGACUUUUUGCUGGUCGAAUGGGCGCCAACAGGAAAUGGGUUAGUUUAUGUUUUCGAAAAUAAUAUUUACUAUAAAGCAUCUGCUGAAUCUGAUGAUUAUGAUGCAGUUACUACCUCAAACAACAAGGAGUUUAUUACCAAUGGUAUCCCUGAUUGGGUAUAUGAAGAGGAAGUAUUUAGUUCGAACAAGGCUCUUUGGUUCUCUGACGACGGAGAAAAUCUGGCUUAUGCCAGAUUUAAUGAUACAGAAGUGAAUAUUAUGGUGGUGCCAAUUUAUGGAGAUCCAGGAAACUUAGGGUUCCAGUAUCCUAGAGCUAUAUUUGUGAAAUAUCCUAAGGCAGGAACACCAAAUCCUAUAGUGGACUUGUUUAUUUACAAUGUAAAAACUAAAAAAAACACAAUAUUGGAAAAGACUGAUGAUUUAAAAUCUGACCAACCCAUAUUGUCUGCUGUUACCUGGGCGACCAAUAAUUCAUUAUUAGCGGUAUGGAUGAACAGGGUCCAAAACCAUGCCAACGUUGUCGUUUAUCAAGAAUUAUCAAGUUCACCGACCACAGUAAAAAAUAUACAAAAAUCUACAGGGUGGGUAGAACUAUUUGUUCCACCAAUAGUUUCCGAAACAGGAACCCAAAUAGCACUACUUCUCUCAAAGGACGAAGGUACCUCAGCAGGUGCAUAUAGACAUCUAGCUCUACUGGACGUCAAAGAAAAUGCCACGGAAGAGUUUUUGACAGGUGGUACUUACGUUGUUACUGAGGUACUGGGAUGGAACCAUGACAAAAAUUUAAUUUUCUACACUGCCACCACCCCAAAUGAUUCCACAGUUCAGCAUCUCUAUUCGGUCUCGCCAAUCACCAAGACCACCACAUGCCUCUCCUGCCCUCUUAAGUCGAAAAACGGUAAAAAUAAUUGCCUGUACAACUCUGCAGAGGUCAGCACUGACUCGUCCUAUAUAAUUAUCACGUGUAACGGUCCAGAUAUUCCACAUAUUUCAAUAUUGUCUUCUGAAGGAGAGGAGUUGCUUCAAUGGACUACUAACGAGGAGCUUGUGGAGUUGCUUGGAGGAAAAACACUUCAUGGAAGGGCCAAAUUUGAAUUUAACAUUGCGGGCGGGUUUACGGCCAAGGUUAUGCUGAAGUUGCCUCCUAAUAUGGAUAUUAGUGGAAACACCAAGUAUCCCAUGCUGGUUAAUGUGUAUGGUGGUCCUGAUACUUACCAAGUAACCGACAAAUACAACUUAGACUGGGGAAGCUAUUUAGCAUCUAAUAAGAGCAUUAUUUAUGCAACAAUUGACGGGAGAGGUUCCGGUCUACGAGGAGAUAACCUUCUAUUUUCUGGAUAUAGAAAGCUGGGUACCGUGGAGGUCAUAGACCAGAUUAAUGUUACAAAACUGAUUCAACAAAACGUUCCUUACGUGGACCCCUCUAGGACAGCCAUUUGGGGUUGGAGUUAUGGUGGCUACGCUGCUGGUAUGGCCCUAGCUACUGAUACAGAAAAUAUUUUUAAGUGCGGAAUUUCUGUUGCGCCUGUUACUGAUUGGGCUUUGUAUGAUUCAAUUUACACAGAACGUUUUAUGGGUCUGCCAAAUGAAGACAACUACGAGGGUUACGUCCAGGCUCAACUUUUAACAAAAUACGCGGGUCUAAAGAACAAAGAGUACUUCUUAAUUCAUGGAACAUUCGAUGAUAAUGUUCACUACCAGCAGUCGAUGAUGUGGGCCAAAGUACUUGAAAGAAAUGACGUCCUGUUUAGACAAUUGAGUUACACUGACGAGGAUCACAGUCUGAACAGCGUUCGUCCCCACUUAUAUCAUUCCCUAGAAAAUUUCUUGGAUGAGUGUUUCGCUAAGGAUUCCUAAAAGACUGUUUAUAUUGUUAAUGUUUUGGUGAAUUUAUUAGUUGAGGUCAUGUGUAAAAUAAUCCCUUAAGGCCAAUUGUACAGAUUUAUAUGAAUGUAAAUUGAUAUUGUGUAUAAAGUGAUUGGAUAUUUUUACAAUCCUCUUUUAUACCGUCCCACGUACGGAUCUCCUGGACUUGUUUUAAUUUUUGGACAUCGACGAUUUUAGCCAUUUAAUAUUAUAGUUGUUUGUAUAUAUAGGUUAUAUUUUGAUUAGGAACGUGUUACAAAGCCGACAGCAACAAUUUUUGUUAUAGUUUAUAUUAUACCAGUUUAAAAUUUUAUUGUAUGUUGUAAGUACUCUAAAUUUCAGUAUCAUUAUUAUCAAAUAAAUGUUUAUAAAUUUAUAAGAA